AUGGCGAUUGUUAUCAUUACUGAUGAUAAUUAUCGAUAUCGAUUAAAUAGCCGAUUUGUUGAACAUCGUUGUCCUUAUCUCAUUCCAUUUAUGUUUUUCAAUGAAACUACCCAACAAUAUACCAUACAUACAUCAGUUUCAAUUGAUAUUAUAAAAGAAAUAUUUUACGCUUUGAAAUAUGAAAAUAUUAAUGUAAAAGAUUGGCUUCAAUUGGGACAAAUUCAUAAAGAGGCAAAUAAUUGGGAAUUAGACAGCAUAAAACGAUGUGUUGUGCAAAAUUUUGUUGCUGGUAUCAAUGAAGAAAAUUAUAUUGGUGUUUGCGAAUACUUUUGA
Molecule: messenger RNA, 333 nt
Organism: Brugia pahangi
Lineage: Eukaryota; Metazoa; Nematoda; Chromadorea; Rhabditida; Onchocercidae
Source: the annotation of a GenBank genome assembly